Argiope bruennichi is the source of this 1630-nucleotide messenger RNA. RefSeq names its product synaptic vesicle 2-related protein-like. The record is from RefSeq and is a predicted model, not a curated record. Gene Ontology annotation, molecular function: transmembrane transporter activity. Gene Ontology annotation, biological process: transmembrane transport. The transcript has 15 exons. Bases 63 to 1553 code for a protein of 496 amino acids. Lineage: Eukaryota; Metazoa; Arthropoda; Arachnida; Araneae; Araneidae.
CACAUUUCUAUUCGCGCGGGAAUCCUUCGUCCAGAAAGUCCACCGAUCAGAGGGGCGCUUUUAUGAGGAUGACCCAACAGGACAACAUGGGGGCGAGUGCAGCUCCUCCGCCACCUGAAAAUGGGGGCAGCCCCGUUCUUGUUCUAUCCGAAGCCUUCACUGCUGAAGAUGCUAUCAACAGAGCUGGAAUCGGGAAAUUUCAGGUUAAACUUACAAUUUUGUGCGGCUUUGUUUGGAUGGCCAAAGGAUUCGACAAUGUUGUUGGCUUUUUCAUUAACUCCCUCACGACAUGUGAAUGGAAAUUAUUGCGAUGGCAUUCGGCUCUCAUGGUUACAAUCACCACCAUUUUCACCAUUUUGGGAUGCAUCAUAUUUGGCAUAUGGUCAGAUAAAUUCGGAAGAAGAACGGCUUUGUCUUCGUCUUUGAUAUUUGCGUUCGUAUUCAGUGCAGUGUCCGUGGGCCUUCCCAAUUACACAUGGUUCCUCAUCUUCAGAACCAUUACGGCUUUCUCAGUCGGAGGAUACGCACAAGCGAUAACAUUAUGCUGUGAAUAUGUACCAGGAAGACAAAGGGGCCGAGUCGUCUAUAUCCUGUCUGGUUUCUGGGCCGUGGGCGUGACCAUUAUGCUUGCCCUGCUCUACGCCAUGACUCGACCAGCUUAUUACCAUUGGAGACUAUUCGCUGCGUUCUCCACCAUACCUUCCCUUAUAGCCAUGGUUAUGAUGAGAUUCUUCCCAGAAAGUAUCCAUUACCUGUUGGUCAGCAAAGAGUAUAUAUCUGCCAAGAGCAUUGUUGAGGACAUGGCCCGCGCCAACAAGAAACCCCUGCCUCAAGGUCAGCUUUUCCCAGUCAGGGAUGCCGAUAAGAAGGGACGUUUUUGCCACUUGCUCAGUGCCACUCAUGCACGGUCCUCCAUGAUCUUCUGGUACAUAGGGUUAACAGUAGCGAUUUCCUACUUUUCCUUAGACGUAAUGACUCCUUACUUUCUCCAUGAUGUAUCCGAUGAGGAUGCUAUCAAUCAUACAGCUGCUAAUUUCAUGGGAGAUGUUUUCCAACCUGUUGAAUGCCUUCACAAUGUAACUGACGACCAAUACAUUAAGAUCCUAUGGACAAAUGCUUUGGAUUUUCCAGGAUUUGUAAUAUACAUGAUCAUAAUAGACGUCAUUCCUAGAAAAGUGCUUCUGAGUGCUUCAUCUUUGCUGAGUUCAGUCUUCAUCUUCCUCCUAUUUAUUCCGUCAGACAACAUUAUUAUGCUGAGUGCUUUUCUGUUCUGCGCCCGCACUUUGCUUAUCGGACAAAUGGAUAUGCUUCUCCUCAUGAAUGCUGAGGCUUAUCCAACGACAGAAAGAGGUCUUGCAGUUGGAAUGCAAAAUGCAACAUUCUACAUCGCAUUUUUCCUCACACCUUAUAUUUCACACGGAUUUCUUCAUUUAGAAAUGAGGUAUUUGGCUGGUUUUUGUGGUGUCCUAACCUUCUUGUCUGCAAUAGCAGCACCUUUUUUGACAUGGGAAACCAGAGGCAUGGAAUUGAUGGAUACAUCUCUUGAGCGAUGAUUACUUUUUCAAAGAUGUGUGCAUGAAGAGUUGUUUGGAAAAAAAAAAUAUAAGAAACACUUUUACUUUAUUUGUUA